AUGGUCUACGCAUACACAUACGACACUUUCCCCUCCCCCGCCCAAAUCAAGCCCUACAACCGCGUCCUCAUGGCCUUCUGGCAGACGGACGGCGCGCAAGCCACACCCGCAUCCUGGGAGAGCUUUACGGACGCGCAGCGCCAGAGUAUCCUCGAAGCGUACCGCGCCGCUGGGAUCACCUUGAUGGUGUCCGUGUUUGGCGAUGCUGAUAAGGUCAUUUCGGCGAAGACUGAUCCAGUGGCUACGGCGAAGAGUAUCGCCGCUUGGGUUGGAAAGUAUGCCGUCGCCGGCGUGGAUAUCGAUCUGGAGGAUUUCACCCCGCUGCAGAAUGACCACGCCUUCUCCCUAGACUGGCUAACUAAAUUUCAUACCGAACUCGCCUCCCAGCUCCCCGGCGCCCCCAUCUCCUCCACUCCUACCGCCUGGAUGUACGGCUCGGCCUUCGGCGGACAGGACAGCGUCUACUGCAAGUUGCACGCUGCCGUCGGCGACACGAUCACCUGGUACCAGCUGCAGCUGUACAAUGGUCAAGCGGGGGCGUGGAACACGUGCGAGAACACGCUUUGGAACUCGUCUGACCCCGCCUUCCUCUCCCUCGGCCAGAUCGCUACCAUGUGCGGCAUUUCCCAGUCCCAGAUUACCGUUGGCAGGCUCUGGGAUCACGCCGACUUGGCGACGUCUAACUCGGCCGAUCAGAUUCCCACCCCAGCCGACAACGGCGCGUGUAUUGCCCAGGCUGCCGCACACGGAUAUCCCGGCACGGGUAUGAUGGUGUGGUCGGGGCACAAGGAUAAUUGGGCUGGCGCAAUUGACUACCUCUCCGGCACGCUGGCGACCAUCGAGGCCGCCCCCGCUGCCAAUUCCUCCACCUCCGUGUCCACAUCCAGCGCCGCCAGCGUUAGCAUCGACUCGAGCGUCAGCGCCCCCUCCGGCACCCAUUCCAACCACCAGUCCGGAACGGUCUCCGGCUCCGCCUCAGCAUCCAGGGCCUCGGCAUCAGGCUCAGCCCUCGCCGCAGGCGCCUCCCAGCGCCCCUCAGCUUCAAGGGCCACCAAGGUGGCCACACCCUUCGCCACGCUCUUGUUCGCGGCCGUCGCUCUUCUUGUCUGA
Molecule: messenger RNA, 1110 nt
Organism: Cutaneotrichosporon oleaginosum
Lineage: Eukaryota; Fungi; Basidiomycota; Tremellomycetes; Trichosporonales; Trichosporonaceae
Source: RefSeq, a predicted model, not a curated record